Molecule: messenger RNA, 1047 nt
Organism: Hydatigera taeniaeformis
Lineage: Eukaryota; Metazoa; Platyhelminthes; Cestoda; Cyclophyllidea; Taeniidae
Source: the annotation of a GenBank genome assembly
AUGGAUAUUACAAUACCAUGGUUUCCUCGACACAUUUCCGAACUGGAUGUAAUCUCCAACAACGUCUACAUGUAUGGAAAGGACCUAGAUGCCGAGCAUCCCAGUUUCAAGGACGUGGCUUAUAGGAAACGGAGAUUGGAAUUUGCCAAAAUAGCUUACAAUUACCGCUAUGGAGAUGCAAUCACCCGCAUUGAGUACACAACUGAGGAGCGAAAAACAUGGAGUACAGUUUAUCGUGAAUUAAUGACACUUUAUCAAACUCACGCAUGCAAGGAGUACUUGGAGAACAUUCCCCUCCUGCAGGAGCACGCUGGUUAUCGAGAGGAAGAUUUGCCCCAAUUGGAAGAUGUCUCCAAAUUUCUUAAAAAACAAUCGGGAUUUACGUUGCGUCCCGUUGCGGGCUAUAUUUCUGCAAGAGACUUUCUUCAAGGCCUGGCCUAUCGUGUGUUCUACUGCACGCAGUACAUUCGUCAUGAAGCAGAGCCUUUUUAUACACCCGAGCCGGAUUGCAUUCACGAGUUGAUGGGACACGUACCUAUGCUUGCUAAUCCGGAGUUCGCCCAGUAUUCUCAAGAGUUGGGUCUCGCCUCUCUGGGUGUCUCAAAUGAAGAUGUCCAAAAACUAGCUAAGCUUUACUUCUUCUCCGUGGAAUUUGGAAUUUGCAAUCAAGACGGAGAACUGCGAGCUUUCGGAGCUGGACUUUUAUCCUCUGUGUCCGAAUUGAAGCACGCAUUGAGCGAUGGCGCGGUGAGGAUGGCUUUCAUCCCCGACGAGGUCGUUAAGGCGGAGUGCAUGGUGACAACCUAUCAGAGAGCCUAUUUCAUAACCACUACAUUCAGAGAGGCUCAAGACAAAUUAAGGCACUUUGUUCAAAGUCUCCGAAGACCUUUUGCUCUUCGAUACAAUGCAUUCACUGAAAGUGUGGAGGUGAUAGACGAACCGAGCAAACUUAAAACCCUGUUGACUGAUAUAAAAACUCAGAUUUUGACUCUUGGGGAUGCACUGAAUCAAGCCUUGAAGCUUCUCAGAACGGAAAAAAAGCACUAA